AGAGUUCUAAAUUCGACGACACUGCGAAAUGUUUUGGGAGGCAGUAGAUUCUGUUCGAGGAAAACACGGAGUCAUAGAAAGCGGUUUCAUGACAGUGUUUUCAGUGACGUCAUGACGCUGCAUCUGUAUCAUCACUCCCGUUUGCUAUGGAGAAAUCUCUGUUUUCCUCGGAGAGUUGGGGUUUUCUGUAAUCGGAACUGUUCUCUCAUCUCUCCUUCCCUUCCACGCUCUGCGAAGUACUAUUGCAGUUCAGCAUGUAAUUUGGAGGCAGCAGUUUCUGAAUUCUCUAAUGAGGCAGCUAGUCGCAGUAUAUUGGCUUCUUCGAAAAGUGAAGAUGGUGCGCCAGAGUUGAUAACAAAUUCCUUAAAGUCAGAAGAAAGAGCUGCAACUUCUGCUGCUUCUUCAAAUGGCAGAGUGAUGCUUAUUGAUGGGACAUCCAUUAUAUACAGGGCUUAUUAUAAGCUUUUAGCAAGAUUGAAACAUGGUCAUAUGACUCAUGCUGCUGGAAACGCGGACUGGGUUUUAACAAUAUUUUCAUCUCUUUCUCUUCUAAUUGAUGUUUUGAAAUUUCUCCCAUCUCAUGUGGCGGUGGUGUUCGACCAUGAUGGAGUUCCUUAUGGCACUACUUCUAAUUCAUCUACAGGUUCUCGUUCUGCUAAAGGCAUGAACUUCCGUCAUACUCUCUACCCUGCCUAUAAAAGUAAUCGUCCUUCCACUCCUGAUACCAUAGUAGAAGGACUUCAAUAUCUCAAAGCGUCCAUCAAGGCAAUGUCUAUUAAGGUUAUAGAGGUGCCAGGUGUAGAAGCUGAUGAUGUUAUUGGAACAUUGGCUAUGCGAAGCAUUAGUGCCGGUUUCAAAGUCCGAGUUGUCUCUCCGGACAAAGACUUCUUUCAGAUUCUUUCUCCCUCGUUGCGUCUUCUUCGACUAACACCACGCGGAACAGAGAUGGCUUCUUUUGGAAUGGAAGAUUUUGCUAAAAAGUUUGGCAAUUUGGAACCAGCACAGUUUGUUGACAUUAUCGCCCUUGCUGGAGACAAGUCUGAUAAUAUUCCAGGAGUUGAUGGCAUUGGGAAUGUGCACGCAGUUGAAUUGAUAUCUAGAUUUGGCUCGGUAGAGAAUCUGUUGCAGUCGGUUGAUGAGAUCAAGGAAGGAAAAAUAAAGGAGUCCCUAAUAGCUAACGCGGAGCAAGCCAUGCUAAGCAAGAAAUUGGCACUGUUACGAUCCGAUCUACCAGAUUACAUAGUACCGUUUGACACGAGUGAUCUUACAUUUAAGAAACCAGAGGACAAUGGGGAGAAAUUGAGGAACCUGUUAAUAGCGAUUGCAGCUUACGUAGAAGGAUUUUCAGCUGAUCCAAUCAUCAGAAGAGCUUUCAGGUUGUGGGAAAAUCUGGAAGCAAUGCCAUGAUGAUAUUUUCAUCCUUUUUAUUACUCUUUUGUGUUGUACUCGGGUACAUAAAAGUUAAGGUCAAAUUUAGAGGGUUGUCCCAAAA
This is a messenger RNA of Capsella rubella, 1492 nucleotides long. RefSeq names its product DNA polymerase I. Bases 112 to 1407 code for a protein of 431 amino acids. Gene Ontology annotation, molecular function: 5'-flap endonuclease activity; DNA binding. The record is from RefSeq and is a predicted model, not a curated record. The transcript is spliced from 16 exons. Gene Ontology annotation, biological process: DNA replication, Okazaki fragment processing. NCBI's taxonomy places the organism in Eukaryota, Viridiplantae, Streptophyta, Magnoliopsida, Brassicales, Brassicaceae.